CGCGCCGUUCGCCGGGCCCGGUCCACGCACGACGGCACGGUGACGGUGUGGCGUGACUCUGUGCCGAGAGAGGGAGCUGGGAAACGGCCGGCCGAGUGAACCAGGAUCGAACGGAACGAGACGUGCAAAAAAAAUUGUGGUAAUCGUGAGAAAAAACGUACGAGUGCAAGUUCCGACAAGAUAUCAGUGAGAGAAUCAAAGGUUACCGGGAGGAAAUAGUGCGCGGGUCGGAAGUGAGUGAGUGCUCUCACGCCCCCCAGUGAGGAGCGGUGGGCGGUGCAGUGCUGGGUUCCGAGCGGGACCGCCGGCGAUGAGUGUGCGGGAAACUCCGCGGCGGGGGUGGUCCGCGCCGGCCUCCUGGACGGCGCUUCUGCUGCUGCUGAUCUGCACAGGACACCUGGCACACGGUCUCUGUCCACACCCCGCCGUCAACCUCAACAGCAAGGUGAAGCUGAGCUCGGACCAGCUCACGGAGAACACGGUCGCCACCUACACGUGUGACAAUGGCUUCCUGCGCCUCGGGGACGCCAGCCGGCUGUGCACGUCCGAGGGCACCUGGACGGGGGAGCCGCCCACCUGCGCUACGAACGUGGCGGAGGGCAAGCCGUCGAACCAGUCGUCGACGGCGCGCGGCGGGCCGGCCUCCAACGGCAACGACGGCCAGCGCAGCACGCUGCACGACGGCGGCCGGUGCACGGAGACGCUGCAGCAGGCGUCGCCCUGGUGGCGCGUCGACCUGCUGGCGGACUACCCGGUCGACCUGAUCCGCAUCACCACGCGCGGCUGCUGCGGUCAGAAGCCGCUGCAGGACAUUGAGAUCCGCGUGGGCACCAGUCCGACGCUCCAGCAGAACCGUCUGUGCGCCUGGUUCCCGGGCACGCUGGAGGAGGGCGUCGAGAAGGACUUCAAGUGCGCCCGGCCCAUGACGGGCCGAUACGUGUUCAUCCAGAUGGUCGGCGUCGAGGGGGCGCUGUCGCUCUGCGAGGUGCAGGUCUUCAGCUCGCAGGAGUUUGCCAAGGAACAGUGCGCCCCGGACGUGCCUCUGGACAGUCUGAACCUCUACAACAAGACGUGCUACGAGCUGCAGCUGAACAAGGGCGCCGACUUCCUGAAGGCGCGCCAGCACUGUCAGCGUAUGAGCGGCGACCUGGUGCACACGCUGCCCGACCCGGCGUUCGCCUACCUGCUGGACCACCUGGAGCGGAGCAAGGCCGCCAUGCGCACCCAGCUCAUCUGGGUGGGCAUCAGGAAGGUGCCCGGCAAGGACAUGUGGCGCUGGGUCGACGGCACUGAGGUGGUCCAGCCACGCUGGGGCCGCGACCAGCCCAACAGCUACGUGGGCGAACAGAACUGCGUGGUGCUGGAUGGAGGCCGUGACUGGCUCUGGAACGACGUCAGCUGUCAGCUCGACUACCUCCACUGGAUCUGCGAGUACAAGCCCCAGAUGUGCGGCAGUCCGGACAAGAACGAGAACACGACUAUCGUGGGCAGCGACUUCGGCCUGAACCGUACAAUCUUCUACCGCUGCCCCGAGGGCAACAAGGUGGUCGGGGACGAGGUGCGCACGUGCCAGCAGACGGGCUUCUGGUCGGGCGCCGCGCCCACCUGCCAGUUCGUCGAAUGCGGGCCGCUGGACGAGAUCGCUCACGGCCAGCUGACACUGGUCGACAACCGCACCACGUACGCCUCGCGCGCCGAGUACGUCUGUGACGCCAACUACACGCUUGUCGGCGAGCAGCUGCGCACCUGUUCCGACGGCGGCGCGUGGUCCGACGAGGCGCCGCAGUGUCUCUACUCGCUGUGUCCGGCGCUGGAGACGCCUGAGAACGCCACGGUGACCCAGUCGGGUGACCUGACGGCCGGCACCGAGGUCACGUUCACGUGCGCGCCGGGCCACCAGCUGAUUGGCCGCGCGGUGGUCACGUGUCAGCUGGGCGGGGCGUGGAGCGACCCGCCGCCGGUCUGUCGGCUGAUCGACUGCGGCCGGCCGGCGGCGCCCCAGCACGGCGAGGUGGCCGUCUCCGAGACUUACCUGGGCGCCUCGGCCGAGUUCAGCUGCGGCGCUGACUACUGGCUGCUGGGGGCCGAGCAGAGAACCUGCCAGGAGGACGGCACCUGGAGCGGCGAGGACACAUUCUGCGAAUUGAUUGACUGCGGCGAGCCGGACGUUCCCGAGGAGAGCUACGUCACUGGGUACGACUUCCACGUCAACUCGGACGUCGAGUACCACUGUAACGUGGGCCACCUGCUGGUCGGAGAGCCCGUCCGCCGCUGCCAGCGAGACGGCACCUGGUCCGGAGAUGUGCCGCUCUGCAAAUACAUCGACUGCGGCAGGGCGUUCGCCGUGCUGCACGGGGACGUGCAGUACGUCACCGGCCAGACGUACCUGGGCAGCGAGCUCGAGUACUCGUGCGCCCGAAACUACCAGCUGGUCGGAGACCGGCUGCGCACCUGCCAGGUGGACGGUCGGUGGUCGGGCAGCGCGCCCGUCUGUGAGGAGGUGCGCUGCGGCGACCCCGAGAGGACAGAGAACUCUGUGCUCAGUAUCUCGGGCAACGACCGGAUGCGCCAGAAGGCCCGCCAGCUGACCGGGAACCUGGCGCCGCAGUCCACCUCCUUCCGGGUCGGAUCCACCGUCACCUACAAGUGCAAGCCAGGAUACAAGGUGGUGGGUGACGCUCUGCGCUCAUGCCGCGGCACGGGCGCCUGGUCGGGCCUGCCUCCGUCCUGUGUGUACGUGGACUGCGGCGCGCCGGAGCCGGCGCUCUCCGGCCGAGUCACGCUGCCGCUGAACGCCACCUACUACGGCGCCAUCGCCGAGUACGGCUGCGACGUCAACUACCGCAUGGAGGGCCUGAACCGGCGACUCUGUCUGGAGAACGGCACCUGGAGCGGGCAGCCGCCGCUCUGCACUGAAAUUGUGUGCGAGGUGCCCGAGACGCCGGCGGAGGUGCUCUCCGUGGUAACCUCUGGACUGAAGGUCGGUGACACGGCCACCUACAACUGCGGCAAGGGACGCGAGCUGAUCGGCGCCGCGGUACGACGGUGUCUGAGCACCGGACACUGGGGCGGAACAGAGCCCACCUGCCAGUGGGUGGACUGCGGCCCGCUGAACGCCGUGGAGAACGGCCGCGUGUACCAGGUGAACCAGAGCACGGCCUACGACUCUGUGGUCGAGUAUCACUGCUUCCCCAAGUACCUGCGACACGGACCCUUCACCCGGCGCUGCCUGGCCGACGGCUCCUGGUCCGGGCCCGACACACAGUGUCUCCUGAUGAACGAGACGGUGUCGGCGGGCCUGGACGCCGGCCUGGACGGACCGCAGAACGUGCCGGCGGCCGGCUUCAGCCCGGACGACUACGCCACGGCGCGCAACACGGCCAUCUGGGCCGGCGUGGCCGUCGGACUGUUUGUGCUGGUCAGCAUCAUCACCGCUGUGCUCUGCCUCAGGAGGCGAGCCCACGUGGUGAAAAACUCUGAGAACGUGCAGGGCAUGAAGGCGAUGGAGGAGCGCAGCGUACCCAUCAUGAAGUUCUCCAACCUGGCUGACGGCGGCCGGUUCGGCGCGCACAACGGCGCGUUUGCCGCCGGCGCAGCGCCCAUGCAGAACCGGCCGCUGCCCGUACGGCCCGACGAGGAGGACAUCUACGCCGAGGCCGACAGCUUCUCGUCCGGGUCGGCGUCGCCGCCGGCCAGCCGCACGUACGCCAACCGCGACGCCACCUACGCCAACGGUGUGGACGACCACAACACCUCGUACACCAACAGCGGCGGCGAUAGCAGCGUCACCUAUAACAACGACGGCGCCGAGGGUGCUGCCACCUACACAAACGGCGGCGGUGAGCCCGCCGGCGGCGGCUCCGUCACCGUGAACGGGAUGGCGCUCUAGGGGAGGCUGUGACGGGCGCCGGUCGCUGUAGUAGCUACUAGACGAGUGUUGGUGCGCACCAGUGGCCCCGGCUGGGGCACAAACAGGCGAAAGGACGCUAACGUGUGCGACGGAGGCCGCCGGUGGUCGUGCUGGGCCGUGGCGAUACGAAUCAGAAACCCAGGGACAUACACGGCGCACAUGCCGACUGUGCGUUCGUAAACUCGCAGACGUGUGCGUCGUUAGAGCUGGAGUGGCUAGUGACGUUGUGUUGGCUCCUAGAGUAGCCGCAAUGUGUAUAUUGAGAGAAGUGAUGACGGGGCGGAGCAGUACGCGCCCCUGUGGCUCCCUCAGUCCCGGCAGUCCUCUACCAGUGUCCUGUGAGUGUAUGAGUUGUAACCUUGACGAGUCGUCUGCGUAUGUGUGUGUGUGGGGGGGGGGGUAUCGUGAGCACACUACUGUCAGGAUACUGCAAACUGUUGGCCGGUAGGUACUGCUGCUCUUCAUGAUAUAUGUUAUGCCAAUGAUGCGUGUAUCAGGUCAAAUACAUAUGAAUAACUAAAUAAA
Molecule: messenger RNA, 4435 nt
Organism: Amphibalanus amphitrite
Lineage: Eukaryota; Metazoa; Arthropoda; Thecostraca; Balanomorpha; Balanidae
Gene: fw
Product: CUB and sushi domain-containing protein 3-like
Exons: 18
Coding region: 311-3889 (1192 amino acids)
Source: RefSeq, a predicted model, not a curated record